Messenger RNA from Alternaria viburni, 1854 nucleotides. RefSeq lists its product as uncharacterized. NCBI's taxonomy places the organism in Eukaryota, Fungi, Ascomycota, Dothideomycetes, Pleosporales, Pleosporaceae. Gene Ontology annotation, biological process: transmembrane transport. The transcript has 6 exons. The coding region runs from base 1 to 1854 and encodes 617 amino acids. The record is from RefSeq and is a predicted model, not a curated record. Gene Ontology annotation, molecular function: transmembrane transporter activity.
AUGGCGAGCGGAUACGUCCCCCAAAUUGACAAGAUGGCCGGGAUGACUCCCACGGAGCGCCGCGAGUUCUGCGACACCCCCGAGAUCGCUGCCGAUGCUUCUUCUGUUAAGCCGCCGAGCACUACCGCCAAGUACGACAGCAAUGUCUCGAUGAACACCUAUCCCGCUGUCGAUGGCGAAGGCGCGGAACAGGCCAAGGGCCCGGCUGAUAUGGAGGGCUUGACUGUUGUCUGGACGAAGAAAUGGCUGAUUGCCGCUUAUGCUGCGAUUAUGCUCAUCUCUUUCGUCAACUCCCUUCAACAACAAACCAACUUCUCAUGGCGACCCUACGUCACCUCGGCCUUCAUGAUGCACGGUCUUACGGCUAUAACCGAUAUCGUUGCAAACAUUGUCGGAGGUGUAUCGAAGCUUCCGCUGGCCAAGUUCAUCGAUAUCAGACUCAUGGAUCCGAAGCUCAAGGGCCAGAAGAAGGCGUUCAUCUCGAUUCUCCAGUGUACAUUGUCAGUGCUGACUAGUGUCCUUGUAGCACUCAUUCUCAUGGCUCUAUGCCAAAACGUCCAGACCUUUUGCGCUGCGCAAGUCAUCUACUGGACCGGCAUGAACGGCGUCGAUUACAUCUUCAACAUUUUCAUCGCCGAUACCGCACUUAUGCAGAACCGUUUGAUCUGGAUGGCCUUCACUGGAUUCCCCUACGUUGUCAACACCUUCGCUGGUCCCAAGCUUGGUGAAACCUGGCUCAACCACAGCACUUGGCGUUGGGGCUAUGGAUCUUUCGCUAUCAUGACACCAGUCUUCUCGAUAUCCUUCUGGCUCGUCUUCUGGCUCAUGGGUAGGCGAGCAAGAAAGAUGGGCGUCAUCUCGCGCGAGCCGAGUGGCAGGACGGUCUGGCAGAGCACUAAGCACUGGUGUACCGAGUUUGACGUGAUCGGGGUCAUACUCAUCACCGGUGGAUUCUCCCUGCUUCUUCUUCCGUGGCCUCUUGCAGUCUACCAGAAGGAUGGCUUCGGCUCUCCAAUGUUUAUAUGCAUGGUCAGCUUCGGAAUUUGCCUCAUCCUGCUCUUCGUGGCUUGGGAGCGUUACUACGCCAGCCAUGCCCUCUUCCCAUACUACCUCAUGAAGAACCGCUCGAUCAUUGCGGCAUGCCUGCUUGGUUGCAACUCCUGGAUUGCUUUUUACUCAUACCGUAUGAUGUACUCCUCAUACCUCCAGGUCGUGUUCCAGCUUUCCGUUUCCAAGGCCGGAUAUAUCACGAACAUCUUCAACAUCGUUUCGUGCACCUGGGCAAUCAUCAUCAGCUUCGCGAUGAAGUACACUGAUACCUACAAAUGGGGUGCCGUCAUCGCCGUCCCCACACAACUUCUCAUGACGGGCUUAUUGAUCUAUCUCCGCACACCCGAUUCCCCUAUCGCAAUCCUGAUUCUGGUGGAGGUACUCGGCGCCAUGGCGAGCGCUAUGCUCUACAACGUGGAGCAAGUUGCUAUCAUGAUGGCUGUACCGCACGACCAAGUCGCUGUUGCUAUCGCGCUUCUCAACCUUGUCACGGCUGUUGGUGGUGCGAUCGGCCAGUCUGUUAGCGGCACUCUAUGGGCUCAAAUCGUACCCAAGAGGCUCGUCGAAUACCUCCCUGAAGAAUCGAAGCACCUGGCGCCAAAGAUCUAUGGUGAUAUCACUACGCAGUUGUCACUGCCAUGGGGUAGUCCGGAGCGUCAGGCCGUGGUACACGCGUUCGGCGACGCGCAGAAGAUCAUGGUGUUGAUGGGGACUUGUGCAUUUGUGCCGUGCUUCAUCUGGGUGGCCAUGCUGGAGAAUCAGCGCAUGAGCGAGCGCAAGGCUCGCAAGGGUCUGCAGGCUUGA